AUGACUAACUGCGGCCAUCAAGGAUUCCAGCACAAGUCAUAUGUUUAUGACCCUGAGUUUGCUGGCUUGACCAUGUUGUCUGGUUUGCCCACUUUCACCAUCGACAUCAUGGGAUAUCUCUCCCUUGACCCUCAGCCUAUGUUGUAUCCUCUUUAUAGCCCGCCUGCCAGUCACGAAACUCUCAAGAAUCAUCUUUCUCUCGUUGCUUACAUGGUGAUGCCCAUUGAACACUUUCCAGAACGUCAAGAUGCCAGUCUGCCUUUGAAUCUGCCAUGGGUACGAGGCAAGACUGGCAUCAAUGAGGUCAUGCACAGAGUGUAUUGUCAUGACAGCAUUGCAUGCAAGCACGAGGCGCACACAAUAAUUCACCAUGUGGAGUUCCCUGCGGGUUUCUACUCCUCUGUUCCCAAGGUUUACUUUCCGAAUGCUGAUGAUGACAAUGACAUUGUGACCCUAUUGGACAUUUUCGGGCAAGGUCGUUCCGUGGCUGACUCGUCGAUUGCCAUGUUCUGGAAGGAAUCUACUGCCAAUACUAUGUCGGCUGGUCCUAGUAGUGUUCUCGGCACAAUGCCCGCAGACACACAGGCAUGGCCCAAAAGAACAGCUGCAGCUGUUCAAUUGAACAUACACAAGAUCAUGAGGGCUUGUCCCAAGUGGAGAAAAGCCCUUGCGUCAGACCCUUCAGUCAUUAUUUCAUGUAGAACCCUGGCUCCUGAUGUGCAAAAAGGCCCUAGAAUCAUGGCUGGCCUGUCACUGGCCGGAGCUUUUGUCUACAGCAUGUAG
Molecule: messenger RNA, 783 nt
Organism: Suillus subalutaceus
Lineage: Eukaryota; Fungi; Basidiomycota; Agaricomycetes; Boletales; Suillaceae
Exons: 7
Coding region: 1-783 (260 amino acids)
Source: RefSeq, a predicted model, not a curated record